AUGUCCUCUGAUGAACUCCCCACAAGAUGGGAAAUUGAACUAGAAUUCGUUCAAUCGCUAGCUAACAUGCAGUAUCUUACGUAUUUGGCUCAGACUGGCCAUCUAGAAGACCCUGAAUUCCUUAAUUAUUUGGAAUAUCUUGAAUAUUGGAGACAACCAGAAUAUGCUGAACAGUUGGUCUAUCCGGAUUGCUUACAUGUACUAACGCUGCUCAAGUCAAAGGAGUUUAGAAGACAGAUUUCUAAGUUUGAAGUCAGCUCGGUCAUCUAUAACGAUAUGGUCAAAAGAUGGAAGAGUGAAGAUCACGGCGAUCACAGUGAACAGGUUCAACCAGCAACGAAUUAA
Messenger RNA from Brettanomyces nanus, 345 nucleotides. RefSeq lists its product as uncharacterized. The transcript is spliced from 2 exons. The coding region runs from base 1 to 345 and encodes 114 amino acids. The record is from RefSeq and is a predicted model, not a curated record. Gene Ontology annotation, molecular function: transcription coregulator activity. Gene Ontology annotation, biological process: regulation of transcription by RNA polymerase II. NCBI's taxonomy places the organism in Eukaryota, Fungi, Ascomycota, Pichiomycetes, Pichiales, Pichiaceae. Gene Ontology annotation, cellular component: mediator complex; core mediator complex.